Messenger RNA from Malurus melanocephalus (red-backed fairy wren), 1076 nucleotides. RefSeq names its product myosin heavy chain, skeletal muscle-like. Gene Ontology annotation, cellular component: myosin complex. The annotation marks the transcript as partial. The transcript is spliced from 6 exons. The record is from RefSeq and is a predicted model, not a curated record. Lineage: Eukaryota; Metazoa; Chordata; Aves; Passeriformes; Maluridae.
GCGCGCAUCGAGGAGCUGGAAGAGGAGCUGGAGGCRGAGCGCACAGGCCGGGCCAAGGUGGAGAAGCAGCGCUCGGAGCUGUCGCGGGAGCUGGAGGAGCUCAGCGAGCGGCUGGAGGAGGCCGGCGGCGCCACCUCGGCCCAGCUGGAGCUCAACAAGAAGCGCGAGGCCGAGUUCCAGAAGCUGCGGCGGGACCUGGAGGAGGCCACGCUGCAGCACGAGGCCACGGCAGCCGCGCUGAGGAAGAAGCACGCGGACAGCGUGGCCGAGCUGGGCGAGCAGCUGGACAACCUGCAGCGCGUCAAGCAGAAGCUGGAGAAGGAGAAGAGCGAGCUCAAGCUGGAGCUGGAUGACCUCAGYGCCAACAUGGAACAGCUGAUCAAGGCCAAGGCCAAGAACGCACUGGCACACGCACUGCAGUCGGCGCGGCACGACGGGGACCUGCUGCGGGAGCAGUAYGAGGAGGAGACCGAGGCCAAGGCCGAGCUCCAGCGUGCCCUCUCCAAAGCCAACUCUGAGGUGGCCCAGUGGAGGACCAAGUACGAGACGGACGCCAUCCAGCGCACCGAGGAGCUAGAGGAGGCCAAGAAGAAGCUGGCGCAGCGGCUGCAGGAGGCCGAGGAGGCCGUGGAGGCCGUCAAYGCCAAGUGCUCCUCGCUGGAGAAGACCAAGCACCGGCUGCAGAAUGAGAUCGAGGACCUGAUGGCCGAUGUGGAGCGGUCGAACGACACGCAGCUGCAGCUGGACGAUGCAGCAAGGGUCGGGGAGGAUCUGAAGGAGAACGUGGCCAUGGUGGAGCGCAGGAACACGCUGCUGCAGUCGGAGCUGGAGGAGCUCCGYGGCCUGGUGGAGCAGACCGAGAGGGCCCGGAAAUUGGCCGAGCAGGAGCUGAUCGAGGCCAGCGAGAGGGUCCAGCUCCUCCACUCACAGAACACCAGCCUCAUCAACCAGAAGAAGAAGAUGGAGGGGGACAUCUCCCAGCUGCAGACCGAGGUGGAGGAGGCCGUCCAGGAGUGCCGCAACGCYGAGGAGAAGGCCAAGAAGGCCAUCACCGACGCGGCCAUGAUGGCGGAGGA